UGGAGUCAAAGUUCAGAAUGUUGCUGAAAAUGUUUUCUUGUGCAAGAGUAUUAAGUCGUCUGUUAUUAAUAUCCAAUAAAAAAUAAAGUACAUCCAUAUUGUUUAACUUUUUCAAAAUAAUAAGUAAUAUUUCAUUAGGUAAAUCCAGAAGAUGAGUAUUUGAUCGGCUCAUAUUUUAUUAUGACUGUGAUGCUUUUGACUAAAAUAAAGCUUUAUGUACAUACAUAUUUGUUCAUUAUUUUCAUCUCAUACUUUGACCUCAAACAGAAUGAAAACUUAGCAACGUGAUUGGUCUAUUUCAAGUUAAGUUAUCUAUUUUUACGCGAUUUAUUUGUUAAUUCAGUCUGUUUGGCCGUUUUGUGCCAUAGUGAAAUUCAAGGAUGACAUAUUGCGAAGAAGAAAGGAUAUAUUUUGGUUAUAAGGGAGUUAGUUGAACUUCAUUUAUUUAGUAUUUCUGACAUUCAAGAUUUUUUCAGCUUAAAAUCAAAUCUGAAAUUUUUGUAAAAGGACAGUUCUUUAAGGAUCUCAAGUCUUUUAGUUACAAGGAAAUUUCACAUGUUAUAAUGUAUAGAUCUGGUUGUGAUCUGGGUACACUAUACACACAUGUUUUGUUGAAUCUGACGUUUCCUGUCCACACGAAAACAUUGUGAAGCCAUUUAGUAUGUAGGAUAAUCUCCUCAAUGUUCAACUAACAUAAAAAUUCUUGGGAAACGAUUGAUAUUGAUUUUGAAAUUGUGCACAAAAGAAAAUUUUCCUAAUGAAACCAUAUGCAAUAAGAUGUGUACAAAUAAUAGUUCGAAGUUUGAUCUUUAUCACGGAAAAGAUUAAAUUUAGAAAAAUAGCGAAGUAAUUUUGAAAAAUGUUCCUAAAAUAAUACGAGAAAUAUCUUCAAGAUUAAUUUCAUUAUUUGAAAAGAAACUCAUGCAUAAGUAUCUGAGAAAAUGUUUCUAUUGGAAUUUUGCAAUACAUAUCGUAGAUCGCGAACUUUCAUCCGCCAUCAUCAGAAGAAUGAAAUUUGUUCAUUGUGACGAAAGUAGUGAUUUUGCUUGAGUAAAUAAUCUAUCUCACUAUGAUGAUAUUGUUAUAGAUGGGUAUAAGAAAUGAUCUGUAUAUAGUUAGAAAAAUAAAAACAUUAGAUUUCAUUUGUAUAUUUAUACAUUUAAAAAGACAUUAGUCAAAUUAUAAGAGUUUAUGAGUAUGUAUUGAAGAGAGGAAAAGCGCACUUCUGUGCUGGGUGUAGUUGAGAGCUAUUAAGGUAUGGAUGUUGCCAAGGUUUAGAUAAAUAGAUGAACAUUUCAAGUGUUCAAUAAAUGAAUACUUGAAGUGAUAGUUGAUUAGUUGAAUUCAACUUUCAAAUUUGACACUACUGGAUUGCAUAAAGCCAUCAGUACCAAUCUUUGUUUACACAUAUUCUACUGACUAGCGAAAAACAGUUUUGUCGUACGACGUGUGCAAGAGAUACAAUUUGUUAGUCAUUUAAAGUUAAGCUGAAAUGAUACGUAUCAUUUAGUACUCAUUUGUUAGUUUACAUGAUUUGUACUUGUCUGUGAAAAUUUUUCUUUGAAAAACUUUCAAAUACAUUGCGAAUAGUGUAAACAAUUUUUUUGCACUUUAGAGUUUACGAUAAUAUGUUUGAAAUGCUAGUGGGUUUUUUUAUUAGGUAUUUUCGCUGAAUGUUACUUAUAUUGGAAAGAAAAACAGCCAUUUUUCACAUAGAAACUUUUUUUUUAUUGACUAUUAUGUAAAUAAGAUGGCUUGCUAGUAGCAAUAUAUUUCAAAAAAACAUAACAAACCUUCUUGCAUGAACAUAAACAUUGCAUAUAGUGAAAUGAAGCCGAAGUAACACAAAUAAAUAACUCUGAGAACGAUCUUGUAUCUAUGAAUAAAUUGUGAGUUAUGUAGACAAGUAAUAUUUUGUAUUCACUUAGUUCGUCGUAAUGCUAAACAGAGUUAACACAUCUGUGAAAGUAGAUAUCGGGUACUGUUCUAUUUUAUAAUUAGUUGAUCAUAAUUGUAUUUUACGAAUCUCCAAAAACGGAAAGAAACUUAAGUUUAAAAAGAUAGUUCACUGUUCUAAAAGAAGUAACAUAUUUAUCUCCGUAUAUGAUUGUUAUACGAAAAUAUGGUUCAUAAGAUUCAGUCUUGUUUUAGAAAAUUAAAGCCUAACAGUAUCAAUAAACAGAAUAUGAUUAUCGUUCAGAUUGAGAGAGCUAGUACCAUUGAUAGGACUUAUGGUUGUAUUGAAUUCUAUUAGUAUUAUCGUUCAGUACAUCAAAGAAAGAAUCUUCCAUAAAUACUGAAGUAUAUUUUAUUAUUUCUUUUCGCACAAUAUAUUAAUUUUGUAUUAACGAGAACUUUAUAGAAGCAUAAGUUAUUUGAUAACUAAUAUCUUUAUUUGAUAUUAACUGCGAAAUUAUAUUUACACUGAUUGCGCGAUUUACUAUAAGUAUAAAUUAAUGGUAAAUCAUUUUAUUUUUAUACAGUAACAGUAUUUAUAUGUGAUUAUUUGCAUUUAUUAGUCGCAUCUCCAUAGUCAUGUAAUACCUAUUUAAAAUAGUGGUUGAAAGAGAACGACAGGUAAAAUCGAAUUUAUUCCUCAUGUUGCCUUUAGUUGGAAAUAUAAUAUAGAAAAACGUGUUUCAUUUAUGAGGUGCAUCGCUUAAGAUGCAUAUUAUUCAUUAUUAUCGGAAGAAAACUAUAGGCUUCUCGGACGCCUUAUUGUGUAUUUGUUCUGUGAAGGAAAUAAGAACUUUCCAAGUAAUAAAAAUGCCAAGAAAUUUUAUGCUUUUUUGCUCGGAAGAAACACAUUAGAUUAAUAUUCAACUGAAAAACAUCAUUCUGACAGACUGACUGUCGUAAUUAUUGAAAAACUUUUCGAAAAAUAAAAUAAAUUAUGAAUAAAUUUCUAUAACUUUUUCUUCCUGUAAAUAGGUGUAAUUAAAUUGUUUUGAGAGUGAAUAGCUAAGUGUAGAGCAUAGUUCAUUAUGGUAGACAAUAUCGAUAAAGAUGUAAUUGAGAGCAAGUAAAUGAGUUUGAUAUCGAUAGAUGAAUGUGAAAAUAAAGAAGAAGAGUACAACACUCACAUCAAUUCAUGUCGUAGUUAAUAACAAUUUUAAUUAACAUUAUGAUGUACUAAUACAUAUGAAAUUAUUGAAAAACAAAGAGAAUACUUUAUCUAUCAAUACUGAUUAAUGCAUUAGUUUAAACUUUUACUUAAAUUCUAACUAAAAAUUUAAUUGAUGAUCUGUGGAACCUUUUUUGAUCUAAUUAUGCACUUUAACUGAUGUAUUACACUUAAAAGCUUACGUUUUCUUGUGAAAGAAGUUUAGUCAGAUUUCUUCAAUCUCUUAAUAAAGACGAGCUAAACUUCAAGAGUAAUAAGGAAUUAUUUAGUUUUAAAAACAAUUUAUGUAAUGAUGAAAUCUUAUGCAUGUAGGAGCUGCUAGUUGAAGCGAGCAAACGUUUGAAGUAGUUAUGAAUAAUUUUGCGAAAUUGGAUGAAAAUUAAGAACAAAUAAUAACAUAAAAAAUCUUUUCUUCUUCCAACAAAUCUACUACCUUUUUGUAGUUAAUUCAAAACAAUAUUUUGGUACAACAGUAAGUUAAUUUUUUUUCCUUCUCCAAAAAUGAAUACAUUUUCAUUGAUUUAUCAUAAUUUGAAUAUUUUUAGUUUGUUCAAUUUGAAAAAAAGGGUGUUAAUAAUGUUGGAGCUGAAGAAAAUGUUGAAAGAGGAUAUGAAUUAAAAGCACAAAAUGAUGAGACAUUAGAUAAAAUCUCUGAUAAUCAAGAUAAAAUUGAUGCAAGUCGAGAAUGGCUUUUAGAAGAUAGAGCUGGUGUUUCUCCACGAAUGUUUCAUUUUGAUAUGGAUUCCGCAACUCGUCGUGAUGUCGAUAAUUCAUUACGUACUAUUCGUAAUCUUAAACAAUUGAAACAUGAAACAUUCAAUCGAUUAUCUCAACCAUGGACAUUUGGAACAUAUCCUUAUUAA
Adineta steineri is the source of this 3987-nucleotide messenger RNA. NCBI's taxonomy places the organism in Eukaryota, Metazoa, Rotifera, Eurotatoria, Adinetida, Adinetidae. The record is from the annotation of a GenBank genome assembly.